AUGCCCCCCGAAGCAACCUUCAAAUCCUACACGCCAACCCAAGGCAAAACAUACGCCCAAGCCCGCAGCACCUAUCACCCAAACUUCUACAAGGCCCUCCUAGCCCACCACACCAGAACAGGAGGCCAAACAAAAACCCUAAUAGACGUCGGCUGCGGGCCCGGCCCAGCAACCCGCGAUCUAGCAGUCUAUUUCGACCGUGCUAUCGGGUUCGAUGCGUCACCUGGUAUGAUCGAGACUGCAAAGAGUCUUGGUGGGAAGAGCUUGAGUGGAGAGGAAAUCGAAUUCUGUGUUUCCGGUGCUGAGGAAUUGGGACGUGGAUUGAAGGGAUUAGUUGUGGAGGAUGGGAGUGUUGAUUUGAUUACGGCUGCUACGGCUGCUCAUUGGUUUGAUAUGCCUCGUUUCUGGGAGCGGGCUGGUCGGUUGUUAAAACCGGGGGGUACUGUUGCGAUUUGGGCUAUGAAUGUUGAUGGGCCUGCUGAUGAUAUGCCUAAUGCUGAGGCUAUCCGUGCUGGGAUGGAUCUUAUUCGGGAGCGGGAGCUUGAGGCGUUCUUUGAGGAGGGGAAUCGGCUUGUUAGGGGGCUUUAUGUUGGCUUGCCUUUGCCUUGGGAGUGUGGGGGUUCUGGUGAGGGGUUUGAGAAGGAGAGUUUUGUUAGGAGGGAGUGGGGGACUGAGGGGGGCAUUGAUACUAGGGUUGCUGGGAAUGAGUUCCUUUUGCAUGGUGAGAGGAUUAUGGGGUUGGAUGGUUUUGAGGUUGCUAUGGGUACUGCUAGUCCGGUUACGAGAUGGCGGGAGGCGAAUCCUGGGUUGGUUGGGACUGAGGGGGAUGUUAUUCGGUUGAUGAGAAGAAUGAUUGAGAGGUGUUUGAGGGAGGCUGGGGUUUCAGAGGAGGAGAUGGUUGUUAAGGGCAAGGGGGAGGGUGUUUUGUUGAUGGUUAAGAAGAAGUAG
Molecule: messenger RNA, 948 nt
Organism: Penicillium antarcticum
Lineage: Eukaryota; Fungi; Ascomycota; Eurotiomycetes; Eurotiales; Aspergillaceae
Product: putative S-adenosylmethionine-dependent methyltransferase
Exons: 1
Coding region: 1-948 (315 amino acids)
Molecular function (GO): S-adenosylmethionine-dependent methyltransferase activity
Source: RefSeq, a predicted model, not a curated record